Pleurotus ostreatus (oyster mushroom) is the source of this 1023-nucleotide messenger RNA. RefSeq lists its product as uncharacterized. The record is from RefSeq and is a predicted model, not a curated record. The transcript has 3 exons. NCBI's taxonomy places the organism in Eukaryota, Fungi, Basidiomycota, Agaricomycetes, Agaricales, Pleurotaceae. The coding region runs from base 1 to 1023 and encodes 340 amino acids.
AUGUUCGACAAGCAUCUUCAUUCUCUCACAACGACUCUUAUUUCCUCCCUCAACGCUUCUAUGAUCCUUGAUAAUGCAGAUCACAUCAACGAGUUCCGACGUCUUCGAGCCGAGUUCUGGAGCAUCCCUGGUGUAUACGAAGAAUUGCGGGCCUACGAGACGCGCGACGACAACUAUAAGUACCAGAUUCUGAAGGGGUUAAUACCAACGCCACUGGUCGGAAGUGUGACCACUGAGGUUGGCCCAGCAUGGCAGGCGUCCGACACUUUCUUCACCGGCUUCCCCGAACACAAUGUCCCUAAACGCGUGCUAUCAUCGACAAAGCACUCACACAUCAUCUGCAACGUCGCCUGCCACGACACAAGGCUGUACGCUAGCGACAUCGAUCCCUCGGCGUCAGACAAGACUGCCGCCGCGGGGAUGUCGUAUAUGCAUCUCCUGGUGAUCCCCUCUUCUAAAGGCGAGUUAUUAGGAAAGCAUGAAGCGAAAGUAAUAUUGACUCUCUCUUUCCCGAAACCUGCAGUGUACAAUGCAGUCGCGCUCCCGAAUACCGAACUGAUCACGGAAAUGAAGGCCCAUUUCCAGGACUUUUGGCGCAGAGAUGACUCGCUUAACAAGGUCAUCAAUGCUAUCCACGACACGAUGGAAAGGCGAUACAUCGAAGUGGCUCGCGCCUAUCAAGUAGCUGACAGCUCAACAGCCCCUCGACGGAUGGCCCACCUCGACGCUGUGAUGAGCAGUUGCAGAAACUCUGCCGCCAGCUUCGCAAAUAUGCUACGGACGACCUGGAACAGCGGCCUUCAGGAUGGGAAGGAUCUCGUAUUCGGAUUCCACUCACAUCCUCAUCAUAGCGUUGGACACCUCCAUAUGCACGUGUUGCUUGACGAUGCAAAGUUCAGGACACACAGCACGCUCGCGCAUGACUGGAAGACGCUCUCGUUCGCGACCGUUGAAUAUGUAUUAGGCGGAGGAUCAACUGAGUCACCAAUUCCUGGUGGAUGGCCCAUGCAAUCGGGUCGUUAG